UUGUGUUUGAAGGUAUAUUCCAGUCUCUGUAUGGUUGUAGUAUUCGUGGUUUUUGCUGGUUCAUGAUGGUUUAUAAAUAUGGACGGAUAUUUACUGUUUCUAUUAUGUUUGCUGUUGAGGCAAAGAGAGCUUUAUCAAGAGAUGAACAGCAAAGUUCAAAAGAUGGAAUUUUCAGUGCUUCUAGAAGUUUCGGAAGUGGUGAGAGUACUAGGACAAAGAAAAUAUUUGUUGGGGGGUUGCCCUCAAAUAUUGAGGAAGAAGGAUUCCGUCAUUAUUUUGAAGCUUAUGGAACCGUAACUAACGUUGCAAUAAUUUAUGAUCAGCAGACCAACCGACCUCGUGGAUUUGGGUUUAUUUCAUUUGAUUCUGAGGAUGCAGUUGAUAGUGUUUUACACAAGACAUUUUAUGAUUUAAAUGGUAAGCAAGUGGAAGUGAAGCCUGCUCUUCCUAAAGAUGCCAACCCAGGUGGCAUUGGCCGUUCCAUUGGUGGUGGAACUGGCCGGCGUGGCAGUUAUCAGGGAUACGGUCCUCCUGCUGGCAAUUCAAGCUCCUAUGAUGGUCGAAUGGAUUCCAACAGGUACAUGCAGUCUCAAAAUGCUGGGGGUCGUUACCCACCAUAUGGUCUAUCAGGUUACAGUGCUCCUGGUUAUGGAUAUGGUCCUGCCACUAAUGGCAUGGCUUAUGGUGGCUAUGGAAAUUAUGGAGGUGGGAAUUCUGUAUAUGGUGCUCCUUCAGCCUCGGGUUAUAGAAAUCCUAAUGCUGGCUAUGGUGGUGCUCCAGUAAAUACUUCCCGAAGUUCUUGGGGUUCACAGGCUCCCUCUGGAUAUGGGAAUAUGAGCCUUGGAAGUUCUCAAUGGGGGAGCGGUGGCCUGGGUAGAGGGGGAAUCGCUACUGUUCAAUCUCCUAGUGGAGCUUCUGGAUAUGUAAAUCAGAGUUAUGGUUAUGAUGGAUAUGGCGGAAAUGACGGAGCUUAUGUUGACUAUGGGGCUAUCGGUGCUCAUUCAGGAAGUGGUCCAAAUGGCAAUGCAUCUGCAGGAGAGGCUCCAUACAAUAAUUAA
Olea europaea var. sylvestris is the source of this 1058-nucleotide messenger RNA. Its product is annotated as heterogeneous nuclear ribonucleoprotein 1-like. NCBI's taxonomy places the organism in Eukaryota, Viridiplantae, Streptophyta, Magnoliopsida, Lamiales, Oleaceae. The transcript has 4 exons. Gene Ontology annotation, molecular function: RNA binding. The annotation marks the transcript as partial. The record is from RefSeq and is a predicted model, not a curated record.